Molecule: messenger RNA, 1215 nt
Organism: Penicillium digitatum Pd1
Lineage: Eukaryota; Fungi; Ascomycota; Eurotiomycetes; Eurotiales; Aspergillaceae
Source: RefSeq, a predicted model, not a curated record
AUGCCAAAGGUUAACAAGCAGAAGCGCAAUAGCGCCGCUUCACAGGGUCUAUCAGAUGCUGCUGCCAAGACAAAAGCUGCUCACAGCAUCUUCAAGAUGAACACUGAUAUUGGCCAGCACGUUCUAAAGAACCCUGGUAUUGCUGCUGCAAUUGUGGAAAAGGCCGAGCUCAAGCAAAGCGAUAUCGUCCUUGAAAUUGGUCCCGGUACUGGUAACUUGACAGCCAAGAUUCUAGAAAAGGCAAAGAAGUGCAUUGCCGUGGAGUUGGAUCCUCGUAUGGCUGCAGAAGUCACAAAGCGCUUCCAGUCCACUCCAUACCAAAAGCGCCUGGAGGUCAUUCUUGGAGAUGUGAUGAAGACGGAGCUCCCAUACUUCGAUGUCUGUAUCAGUAAUACUCCUUACCAGGUACAAAACCCCAUAUCUCCUUCAAACGCUGUCCCCGAGUCUAACAAAGUCAAGAUCUCUUCUCCUCUCACAUUCAAGCUCCUGGCUACAUCUCCGGCGCCUCGUUCCUGUGUACUCAUGUUCCAACGUGAGUUCGCUCUGCGUUUAUUCGCCAAGCCCGGCGACAAACUUUACAGUCGACUUUCAGUCAAUGCGCAAAUGUGGGCCAAGAUUGAUCAUAUCAUGAAGGUUGGCAAGAACAACUUCAAACCACCGCCGCAGGUCGAGUCAAGCGUCAUUCGAAUGGUCCCUAAGAACCCACGGCCACAGAUCAACUACGAAGAGUGGGAUGGCCUUUUGCGAAUUGUCUUCGUACGGAAGAACAAGACCCUUCGGUCCAGUUUCAUUGGCACGACAAGCAUCAUGGAAUUGUUAGAGGCAAACUAUCGGACAUGGUGUGCACAAAAUGACAUCCCGGUGGAGGAUGGCCCGGUUGAAGUCGUCAAUGACAAUGCCAUGGCAAUGGACAUGGACGAGGAGCAAGAAGAGGAACAGGCUGUCGAGGAACCGGUUGACGAAGUCAUGGAUAUGGACGAUGACGAUGUUCCUGAUUUCUUCAAGGAGAGCACAAAUGCCCGUCUCGAAGCAGCACUGAAGAAUGGAGCUUCACGCAAGAAGCGUAGCAAGGUUGCAGAAUUAGUCCGCGAGAAAGUGCGCCAGGUCCUAGAGGACGACACUGAUCUCGGAGAGAGGCGCGCGAGAAUGUGUGAUGAGAAUGAUUUCUUGAAGCUGCUGUGGGCAUUCAACCAAAAGGGCAUUCAUUUCAACUGA